Molecule: messenger RNA, 1065 nt
Organism: Scaptodrosophila lebanonensis
Lineage: Eukaryota; Metazoa; Arthropoda; Insecta; Diptera; Drosophilidae
Product: protein arginine N-methyltransferase 1-like
Exons: 2
Coding region: 1-1065 (354 amino acids)
Biological process (GO): peptidyl-arginine methylation
Cellular component (GO): nucleus
Molecular function (GO): protein-arginine N-methyltransferase activity
Source: RefSeq, a predicted model, not a curated record
AUGUUAAACAGCAUUUGCUUGCAAAACUCGAACCAAACCCUCAGACUCCUCGGUGGGCUCAUUGGUAAAUCCGACUGUGAAAUAUCGCCGGAGACGUACGCUACAUUUUUAAAGACGCAGGAGGUUUACGUGCGCGACAGAGCGACAAUGCUGGCAUUUAAAGAUGCCAUGGAGCACAAUGCACAGCUUUUCAAGGGCUCAGUCGUCCUGGAAGUGGGCUGCGGUAGCGGAAUACUUUCAAUGUGGGCUGCCCGGCAAGGUGCAAAGCGAGUGAUUGCCGUUGAGCCAAGCGAUAUUGCCCAAGUCGCUCGCCAGCUGGUGGUCCAGAAUCGGCUUGAUAACGUAAUCCAGGUAUUUCAGGCUAAGAUCGAGCUCCUUAAGCUUCCGGGGGGUCUAAAGUGCGUUGACAUCAUCCUUUCCAAGUGGAUGGGCGCCUGCCUCAUGUACAACUCGGUCAUUGAGGACGUCAUCUAUGCGCGGAAUAAAUGGCUGCGGCCAGGCGGAAGUAUAUUUCCACAAAGUGCCAAGCUAUAUGUGGUGGCAACAGAGCAGGAUGGUCGACCCUCUGACGUGGGUCAGAGAUGGGCCCACUUCGGUGGCUUGAAUUUGUCUCGAAUUGGCCGUGUCAAGACCCACCUUCCAGAGGUGACCGAUGUUGACAAUACUAAGAUCCUUACCAAGCGCCACCUUUUGCGCAGCCUUGACAUGCGUAUAGUAAAGCACGAGGAUCUAAGUUUCGAGGUGCCCUUCCGUUUGCGGGCGGUGCGUCAAGCCUUUGCCAGCAGCUUUGUGGUAUUUUUCGACUUUGAGUUUCCUGGCGACAAAAACAUGCCGGCCGUCUCAACUAGUCCCAGUGGGCCGAGCACUCAGUGGAAGCAGUCCCUCUUUCCACUUGAUGCGCAUCUCCCGAUGCGUGUUGACGAUGUUCUCAAAGGCAAUUUCAAAAUCGUGCGCAGUCAACUACAUUUGGACUUCGACAUAGAUUGGAGUUUCGCGAACGACUUGGUAACUGUGAAGCGCCACAAGCAGAUCUAUCGUAUGCAAGGAAAUACAGCCUCGAUUUAA